ACACAAAGUAUUGUGAAAUGGCGCGUCUUCCUCGUAUCUCAAAAAACCCUCACAAGUGCCUGAUGUUUUUCCUUUGCUUAAACCCUAGAGCGUAAAUUGUCACAGAAAAGAACCCUGCAAAAUAUGGGGUUGUUUAAAGCUUCUUCACUUGUAAACUCCCUUCGUCUCAAUAUGUUCGGAAGACCUCGCUUCUCCUCUCUAGUCGACUCUCUCUAUAAGAGUGGAAGAAGAGAUGGGACUAACUCUAUUUGCAUGAAUAUCCGUCGCCUUUCUGCUGUAGCUGAAGUCUCAGAUUUUGAAUGUGACGAACUCUAUGAUGAUGUCAAAGCGAAGGAAAAAGACACGGCAUUGCUCCUGGCUCUCUCACAACUUUCUGGUGAUUUUGGUAGAGAAUCUAUGUUGUCAUUGCAGCGGUUUUUCAGGUCACGACGUGCACCUGUGAUACCUACUGGCUCAUUAAAGCUUGAUAUGGCUCUCGGGAUUGGAGGAUUACCAAAGGGAAGAAUUGUUGAAAUUUAUGGGAAAGAGGCAUCUGGAAAAACUACACUCGCCCUUCACAUCAUCAAGGAAGCUCAAAAGUUUGGAGGAUGCUGUGCAUAUCUUGAUGCUGAGAAUGCAAUGGACCCUUCUCUUGCAGAAGCAAUGGGUGUAAACACAGAGAAUCUUCUUAUUUCAAGUCCUAGUUCUGCUGAAAAUUUGUUAAGUGUAGUCAACACACUGACCAGAAGUGGAGCUGUAGAUGUAAUCGUGGUUGAUAGUGUAGCUGCCCUUAUCCCCCAAUGUGAGCUUGAUCAAAUGAUAGGCGGCACCUCCAAAGAUGAACAAUCGAGAAUAAUGACUCAAGCACUUAGAAAAAUUCAUUACUCAUUAAGCCAAUCUCAAACUCUUAUUGUUUUUCUUAAUCAGAUUCGGUUAAGUCCGAAAUCAGUGCAAGGUUUUGGACGAGUGGAUGAGGUCACAUGUGGUGGAAAUGCAUUGAAAUUCUAUGCAUCUGUACGACUGAAGAUGAUAAGAAAAGCAUUGCUCAAGACGGAGGAUAAGGUAACUGGUCUUGGGGUUUGUGUACAAGUUGUGAAAAAUAACCUGGCACCUACUAUGAAAAUGGCUGAACUGGGAAUACAAUUUGGGAGAGGCUUUUGCUGUGAGUCUGAGGUCUUGGACUUGGCUUGUGAACAUGGACUCAUCAUUAAAGAAGGAAGCAAAUACCUCAUAAAGGGAGAAUUUUUCAGUGAUAAACAUCAAGCUGAACAGUAUUUGGCUGAAAGCAAUGGAAUCCUCGAUAAGAUGGUCAUGAUCUUACGAAGAGAGUUGUUUGAAAGAAAGAGAGAAACAUUUUAGGUCCUUCGUGGAUGAGUAAUAUUCAAGUAUAGUAAGCUUGGACGUCAAAGGAGCCAGCCACCUUCCGAGACACGGAGUGACCCGAAGGGUGUUUGGACUUUGAGAUUACAAGUCUCACUCUUAAGGUAAAAGUGUUGCACUUAAUUUGAAUUCAUGAGCGUACAGGGACACCAACUUCUGAAGUUGACUUAAUCGGCAAACACCUUCUGUUACUUCAGAAGACAGCCGGGGGAGUGGGAUUUCUUUUGCUUGCCUUCUGACUAAACUCUGAUGUGGGUUAAUUCGCGUUUUACUCUUAACUUGUUAAUCUUUUUGUCA
Juglans microcarpa x Juglans regia is the source of this 1656-nucleotide messenger RNA. RefSeq names its product DNA repair protein recA homolog 2, mitochondrial. Gene Ontology annotation, molecular function: ATP-dependent DNA damage sensor activity; ATP binding; ATP hydrolysis activity. The record is from RefSeq and is a predicted model, not a curated record. Bases 124 to 1338 code for a protein of 404 amino acids. Gene Ontology annotation, biological process: DNA repair. Lineage: Eukaryota; Viridiplantae; Streptophyta; Magnoliopsida; Fagales; Juglandaceae. The transcript is spliced from 8 exons.